UUGAUCAUAUUUUUUUUUUUUUGUUCUUCACCUCCUCUCUGUCCCCCAGCUGCAUUUAUUGGGUGCCCAUCCCCUGGUUCGUUUAUAUUAUUAUUAUUAGUUUAUUGAAUAAAAAUGUAUGCGGUCAAACCGCGCAUCGAGGGACCCUUUUUGUUUCUCGUUUGAAUUGAAACUGCUUUUGCCUCUUCUCAUCGGCUUGGGCUAUAUUUCCCUUGAUUUGUUUUGUUUUGUUUUGUUUUGAUUUGGGUGAGAGAGAGAUGAGCAGCACCGCCGUUUUUGGGAGCAGGCAGCAGCAGCGAGCUGCUGGUGUUCAUCAUCAUCAACGGCAAGUUUCAGACUCAUCCAGCGGCCCUGUGUUAGGAAAGUGGCUUCAGUCCUCCAACACUGCUGCUACACUCCCUACUACUUUUCAGCAGCAGCAGUCUUCAAGAAGAGCAUUCCACCACCGGACCAGCAGCAGCUCCACCAUCGGAAGUGUGGAGCUCUUCUCUGAGUUUCGGCAACAGCAGCACCAGGGUGGUUUCAGUACUCCCCCACCGGCUUACUCAAGAUCCUCCAGCAAGAAGAGGAAUAAUACUAAUAAUGCUGGUUCUGAGGAUGAGGAGGAAAAGACAAUGGGAAUGGGUGAACUCAGCCCUGGCAUUUUGGAUCUGCAUGCCUUCGAUACCGAGCUCCUCCCUCCUCAUCAUGACAACAAAAGCUUUCCGGACUCUGAACCAUGUUUUUCUACCAACAAACAGUCCAACUGGACCUGCAGCACUGUGCCAGAUAACCUUCUAAGGAUCUCUAUGGCGGACAGGGAGAAGACCAGUCCUGUUGCCAAGAUCAAAGUCGUGGUCCGGAAGCGUCCCCUAAAUAAGAAGGAAAUAUCCAAGAAGGAAGAUGAUAUCAUUACUAUAGAGCCCAAGACAAAUUCUCUUACAGUUCAUGAGACCAAACUAAAGGUCGACUUGACUGAGUAUGUUGAGAAGCAUGAGUUUGUUUUUGAUGCUGUGUUGGGUGAGGAAGUAACAAAUGAUGAAGUGUAUCGUGAAACUGUGGAGCCCAUUGUUCCGAUAAUUUUCCAACGCACAAAAGCAACUUGUUUUGCAUAUGGGCAGACAGGCAGUGGAAAGACUUACACCAUGCAGCCCCUGCCCCUUAAGGCAUCCCAUGAUAUUCUUGAUCUAAUGCAACGUAGUUACAGAAAUCAAGGUUUCCAGCUAUUUGUCAGUUUCUUUGAAAUAUAUGGUGGGAAGCUUUUUGACCUUCUAAAUGACAGGAGGAAACUUUGCAUGAGAGAGGAUGGCAAACAGCAAGUGUGUAUAGUAGGUCUACAAGAGUUCAGGGUAUCAAAUGUGGAUACCAUCAGGGAAUACAUUGAGAAAGGAAAUGCGACAAGAAGCACAGGAACAACGGGUGCAAAUGAGGAAUCUUCUCGCUCACAUGCCAUUCUUCAGCUUGCUAUCAAGAAAUCAGUUGACGGUAAUGAGUCAAAGCCUGCUCGCAUUGUUGGUAAACUAUCAUUCAUAGAUCUUGCUGGCAGCGAGCGUGGAGCAGAUACCACAGAUAAUGAUCGCCAGACAAGAAUGGAAGGUGCAGAGAUCAACAAGAGCUUACUGGCAUUGAAGGAGUGUAUUAGAGCUCUUGAUAAUGACCAAGGACAUAUUCCUUUCCGAGGGAGUAAGCUUACUGAAGUCUUAAGGGAUUCAUUCAUGGGAGACUCAAGGACUGUAAUGAUCUCAUGUAUUUCUCCAAACUCAGGUUCAUGCGAACAUACUCUCAACACGUUAAGAUAUGCUGAUCGGGUCAAGAGCCUUUCAAAGGGUGCCAGCUCAAAAAAGGAUCUCGUGCCUACAGCCUUGAACUUGAGAGACUCAUCAGCUUCUCCUCUAUGUACAGUUUUUCCUGCAGCUUUGACAUUGGACAGUAAUAGCUUCGACCCACCUCCAAAUGAUUCCCACAGAUUUGGGUGGUCGAGACACAUUGACGCUGAAAAUGGUAGACUUUUUGGAAAGGAUAAUGGACCUCCAAGUGGAAGAGAUAACGGGCGUUUAUCUUCUUUUUAUUCAGACUAUGAAAGAGAGCAAAGUGGCAGGGGCUACUCUGUAAGUGUGGAUGAUUUUGAUUUCUCAGAUGAGUCGCAUGAGCAAGAGAAUAUUUUAUGGAAGGAGGAGAGAUCUGAAAGAUACAUGACUUGUGCUGAUAAAAAGGCUAAUGCAAAUGGCCUCACUAAGUGGAGGGAUGAAGGUCUUGGUGUGGAUGGUGUGAAUACUGAUGAUUUUCUUAGAGCAUUAUUGAAGGAAGAGGAGGAGCUUGUGACUGCUCACAGGAAUCAAGUAGAGGAGAUGGUUGACAUCGUAAAGGAGGAGCUGAAGCUGCUAAUGGAAGCAAAUCAACCAGGAAAUCAGCUUGAUGUAUACAUAUCCAAACUUAAUGAUAUCCUUUCCCAGAAGGCAGCAGGAAUUGUGCAGCUGCAGAGACACUUGACACAAUUCCAGAAGCGUUUGACUGACACCAACAUACUUAUCUGUCCUCAAGCUCCUUAAUUAAUUAUACAUGCAGGGGGUGAAGAAAAGUUGAUAAUUAGGGAAAGCUGUGAUGUCUAUGAUUGAAAUUACAAGGCACUGUACAGUUUCCUCCAGAGUGUGAGUUAGCUAUGGGGAAUGCUUUGCACCUUAAGAUUAAAAUAGUCGUUCUUUUCCGAUCCCUUUUGUUUACACUGGAAGUGUCCUAGUUGACUGGAAGCUGUUCUACAAAGAUCUCACUGAGGGAUCAUCUUUAUCGUCUUCAAGCCAUUGAUUGUGUGAAAAUAUAUUUUAUGUUGCCUUGCCCAUCCACGUGCAUAUUAUUAGUAAGUCAGUUUAUGAAAGGGUGGCAAUAUGUUUUAUGUUA
Amborella trichopoda is the source of this 2874-nucleotide messenger RNA. RefSeq names its product ATP binding microtubule motor family protein. Gene Ontology annotation, biological process: microtubule depolymerization; microtubule-based movement. Gene Ontology annotation, molecular function: microtubule motor activity; ATP binding; microtubule binding. Gene Ontology annotation, cellular component: microtubule. NCBI's taxonomy places the organism in Eukaryota, Viridiplantae, Streptophyta, Magnoliopsida, Amborellales, Amborellaceae. The record is from RefSeq and is a predicted model, not a curated record.